GCUGUGGUGCAAGGCCAUCUUUGCUGGCUACAAACGAGGCCUGCGGAACCAGCGGGAGCACACGGCCCUGCUGAAGAUCGAAGGUGUUUAUGCCCGUCAGGAGACAGACUUCUACUUGGGCAAGAGGUGUGCCUAUGUGUACAAAGCUAAGAACAACACGGUAACUCCUGGGGGGAAGCCCAACCGGACACGAGUGAUCUGGGGGAAGGUGACCCGUGCCCAUGGGAACAGUGGAAUGGUUCGGGCCAAGUUCCGCUCCAACCUUCCUGCCAAGGCCAUUGGACACAGAAUCCGAGUGAUGCUGUAUCCAUCUAGGAUCUAAAUUUUUAUUGAAAAUAAAAUGGAGAGGCUGUU
Molecule: messenger RNA, 354 nt
Organism: Acanthisitta chloris (rifleman)
Lineage: Eukaryota; Metazoa; Chordata; Aves; Passeriformes; Acanthisittidae
Gene: RPL35A
Product: ribosomal protein L35a
Exons: 3
Biological process (GO): cytoplasmic translation; ribosomal large subunit biogenesis
Cellular component (GO): ribosome; cytosolic large ribosomal subunit
Molecular function (GO): structural constituent of ribosome
Source: RefSeq, a predicted model, not a curated record